This is a messenger RNA of Podarcis lilfordi (Lilford's wall lizard), 25726 nucleotides long. Lineage: Eukaryota; Metazoa; Chordata; Lepidosauria; Squamata; Lacertidae. The record is from the annotation of a GenBank genome assembly.
CGGGCCAGCUCUCCCAUAACCGCCUCCUCAGGAGGUUUGCAGAAAGGGCUGAGGCGACGCACGCGAAGAGCCGGUUUCUCUGUCAGGGCGCGCGGGACAAAAACAAUGGCAAAAGAAACCAGCCCGUGUCGCUUCUUGCCGAGGGCGGUGAGAGAAAAAGAAGCGCGUUGCUGGGAAUUCGCGAGGAUAUGUCACGGAGUUCAUUCAGACGUGCUCAGAAAACCCGAGAGUUGCCCAAGUUGCUGCCAUUCUGCGUGUCAGCGCAAUACUCAAGUGCAGACCCUCUUUUCGCUCCAUGGGCUACUUGCCCCCCAAGGAAGCGCCCCUUUGGUUGGGAUUUAGCGAGAAACCCGCCUUGCAAACCGCCUCGGUGAAAUGCUUUGGACAGAUCCUGCUGCUUUCAGAGCGAUCCUUGCUCGACGGUGCGCGCUCUCCCCUUCCUUGGAGGUUUUGAAGUAAGAGGUUUUUUUAGAUGGCCAUCUGUGAUGGAUGAUCUAGCUGAGAUUCCUGCACGUGCAAGGGGUUGGAGUAGAUAACCCUCGGGAUCCCAACUCCACAAUUCUUUGCAGAGGGUUUUGCCAUUUGGAGCGGCAGAGAAAGUCUGCUCCAGCCCUUUGUCCUGGCAGCCCUGGAAUUCCUCACUUUUCCAAGAUAAACAUUACCCUGGAAAGAUUUACUUUCCCAGACAUAACGCACCUCACACCGUCCCAGUCACUCACCUGUUAACAUGCUCCAGUUGGUCAAUGUCCUCCUUAAAUUGGGGCAUCCAGAACAUGGGCGUAGCCAGGAGGCGGGAGGGGGGCUGCUGCCCCCCUAAAUCAAGUAAAUAAAUAAAAAUACUUAACUGACUAAUUGUGUUGCAGAUAACCCAGUUCUGCCCACCCAACCCAAGCCUGGCCUCCAAAAAAAUAAAUCCUGGCUACGCCCAUGAUCCUGAACUAGUCAGUGUAGAUUAUCCUCAUGGUUUUCUCAACAGUUUCCACUGUGGAAGGAUGUGUGGAUCCAGAAUUAGCCUCCACAGUCACGGACUCACUGGUAAGACCGUGUUCAUGGAAGACAAUCUUACUCGGCUACGAGUGAUCGUCAAAGAAGAAGAAGAAGAAUGGAACUCCUAUGUAUACACUGUACGUUUAGAGCACAUUUGAAGGACAUUAUUUCACCAAAUAAUUACUAUAUAGACACUAUAGUUUGUUACAGGUUGCUGGGAAUUGUAACUGAUGGGUAAACAUCAAUGCCCAGGAUUCUUGGAGGGAAACGAUGUGUUUUGAAUGUACAUUAAAGGUAUAGUGUUUUCACAAGCAUAGACUCUUUUCACAUGAUCAGCCACCACCACCCAUUUUUUAAAAAUGAGACCAGCAUACUCACCACCAGUCUCCUGGCAUCUGACCCAUUCUCCAAUAAUUCGGAAAGAUCACUGUCAGUAGCUCUGAAAUACAGUAAAGUAUAUCAAUACAGUAAAACAUCAAGCCAGCAGAGAAGGCAGUUUAAAACUGGCCUCAAUAGUUGGGAAACACCUAAGAAGAAAGUUUUUAUGAGGGGAACAUACUGUCAAGGAGGAACAAGUUCUUAAAAAUCCCCCAUCCAAAUUCAAAUGGCAGGUUAAAUUCAAAUAGCUGUUCAAUUUUUCUUAUAUUUACUUUAAAAUACUAAAAACAGCUACAGUGCAAUAUUCAAAUAGCAGGUCAAAUGUAUGGUGUUCAGCACAGGCGAGUGAAAACAAUUAGUCUUUAUAGCAACUGUAGGAGUCUGGCAACCAACCAGCCACCUGCCUCUGCUAGUCAAUCGAUUCCUGAUGCAUACCCCUGUCUGAGCCCACCGUAUUUCAGAUGUGUUUGUUCCACAAAACAGGUGCCAUCGGAAGCCCCUUUAACACCCUGUAUGUGCUGUAAAAUGAAAAUGUUCAGAAGUCAUUAAAUAUAUAUAUAUAUACUUGGAAAGAUAGUGCUACACAGAAUCAAUGCUACACACACACACACCCAACUUAAAAAAUGAUUGCUUUGGGGUUUCCAGUAUUCAUUGCAACUGUAGUUAGGCUGGAAGGAAAAACCCCUGCUUGCUCUCCUAAAUGAACCUGUCAUUAAUUGACAAACAAAAUGCCUAGUAAGCUGUCUUCAACCCUUGUCAUGUUGACACCUUUCCAUUCAUUCUGAAUAAUUCAGACAUCCGGGAGGGUAAGAAAGAAAUUGGCCUGCCCAGAGUGAUGCUGAAUGCAAUGUCUGUACUCAGAUUACUAUGUAGAAAGCAAACACUCCAUAUCAUUUGGCGUAGAUUUCCCCACCUCCAACCCCAGUAAUCUACAUCAGGGUUGCCAGCCAGCCAAACAAAAUUAGCUUGGCCUACUCUUCUGUCCAUGAUUAAUAACUGCUUAAAUGGAUUAAUAACUCUUAAAUGGACAGUCAGACUGGAAGGGACCCUGAGGAUCAUCUAGUCCAACCCUCUUCUGGUGCAUCAUCUUUAAACUGGGCUUCAAGCAUGGGCAUAGCCAGGAUUUAUUGGGGGGGGAGGACCUCAGUUAAGUGAUAUAUAUAUAUAUAUAUAUGUACGGUAUGUAUGAAUGACGUGGGUAGCGCUGUGGUCUAAACCACAGAGCCUAGGACUGGCCGAUCCGAAGGUCAGCAGUUCGAAUCCUGGCGACAGGGGGAGCUCCCGUUGUUCUGUCCCAGCUCCUGCCCACCUAGCAGUUCGAAAGCACGUCAAGUGCAAGUAGAUAAAUAGGUACCGCUCCGGCGGGAAGGUAAACGGCAUUUCCAUACGCUGCUCUGGUUCGCCAGAGCUCGCCACAUGACCCAGAAUCUGUCUGUGGACAAACGCCGGCUCCCUUGGCCUAUAGAGCGAGAUGAGCGUGCAACCGCAGAGUCGUCUGUGACUGGACCUAGUGGUCAGGGGUACCUUUACAUAUAUGUAUGUGUGUAUAUAUAUACACGCACACACACAGUGGUACCUCGGGUUAAGAACUUAAUUCGUUCUGGAGGUCCGUUCUUAACCUGAAACUGUUCUUAACCUCAGGUACCACUUUAGCUAAUGGGGCCUCCCGCUGCUGAUAUAUAUAUAUAUAUGGGGGUAGCUGCCCCCCCUGCCCUCCCAUGGCUACACCCAUGGCUUCAAGUGGACAGCCCUUUCAAAAGAGGACUGGUUCAUGUAAAUCAGGAUACAUCAGCGCCCCACCCUUGUGCCAUGUGAGCCCAUGGUUUUUUAACAGAGCCCGAAGCAGUUGACUUUCAGCCCCAUAACCAAUAAAUCCAUUGAGCUCCCAGUUAGUGGGUGGGAGAGCAUAGCUACAGCAUAGGAUAUGUAGCCUGUUUUAUGAAGUAACCAUGAAUAACAAGGAAAUCAGAGGCAGAGAGGUGGUGUUGAGUGACCCUCUCCGUCGCCUUUCACUUGAAACCGCGCUCUUGUUCCGUUUCCCAAUGCAUAACGCGAUCCGAAUUGCAUCUGGAGGAGUUUCCUAUGUAAGCCUCCCCCUCUCAAGCCCCUCCCUCUCCCCUCAGUUUUGCCCUUCCCGGCCGCCGUAGCUCACAAACUCUUUAACAACUAUAGCUAUUGGCAGGAAAUUUAAACUUGGUUCAUUGGCAGUUUCGGGAAAACAAGGUCUUAAAUUCAUGGGCGGAUGAAAGUUUUGCAUGUAAGUAAAAGGUUCGGUUUUUAAGGAAUGCUGGCUGAGGAUCCCAUCCCACUGAUGGGAUCUGCUUAAAGCCUUUUACUCAAUUGCAUGUUUUUGGUCUCGUGAACGUGUUUGUUCACACAUUAUUGCUAAAUAGCCUUCGCUACGUUAAUGGGUCCCGCUGUGAUUUUGCAUGAUGUUCCCCAGUGAAUGCAAGAGUUAUGAUUCCCCAGUUACUCUGCGUGCUCCUCAUUUAUUUUCUUAAAUGGACAACGUGCCUGCAAGGGCGGGUGCGCGGGGGGGGGGUCUGAAACAUGCGGGUCAUUGUGAAAAAAAAGCAGUUUUUGUCAUGUGAAUUUGGAGGAGAAGAAAGCUGUGAGUUGGCUGAGGCAUGCUUGGGGUGCAGUUAUUCUCUCUUUAAGGGCCUGUUACAGGGUUAGUGCAUUUGACUGCUUUAAUAUGAGAAGGUUUUCUGGUCUGCAGUAUAGCAGAACUUUUAUCUGUGCUCUUGGGACCUCUUUGUUUUAAAUAUUCUUGGAGCUUCAGCAAAUGUCCUUAGAAAGUGACAACUUCAAGGCUGAUAACUUUAUUUUCCUUUUAUUUUAGCCUUCUGAAGUGAUUGUUUUUUUAUGCUGAGGAUUCUGCUGGCCUAGCCCAUCCCAGCUUUCUCUGCUAAAAUGGCUGACUGGACGCUUCGGCAUUGGCAAAAUCUCGGUGAGUGAAUGCACCCAUGGGGUUAUAUUCAGCUCUCUUUCUAACUUUUACUCAGAGUAGACCCACUGAAAUGAAUGGCUAUGGCAAACUUGGGUCCCUUAACUUUGGUGAGUCUGCUCUGAAUAAAAGCUGAAAACAACACACAAUCUCUAGAUGAGGCAGAGUCCCCUAGCCAGCAUAGAUAACUGUGGAUUUAUUUUUAUUUAAAAUGCUUCUAUGCUGCCUUUAAAAGCAAAAGCUCUCUCAAAGUGGCAUUCAUAAAAGCAGCCUAAUGCAAUCACAAAUAAAAAAGAUUGACAAGCCAAUACAUAAUAAAACAGACAGAUGAAAUUAAAGUCCAAUAUAAUCAAAAUCAACAGCAGCAGGAAAACGCAGCAAUUUCUUUUAUUUCCAAAAAUUGUCAAGGCAAGAAACUCGGCAAGAAUAGUUGAGUUCUCGGAUCUUUCCAAGAGUCCAGUUGAGAAAGAGUUCCAGAGCCUUGGGGCUACUCUGGGAAAUGUUCUCCCCUUUCUAUAUGCCAAUUUAAUUGCACUUGGUGACAAGCAGGACUUCCACCUGUUCGUUUAUAAAAAUACUGUACUUACAUACAACAAUUUAUUUAAAAAAUUAAGUAUGGCAUAUAACAAAUAUAUAUACAAUAGAAACCAAAACCACAGAUCACCAACUGACUGUAACAAAAAUGAUUUUUUAAAUUGACUACAAAAACCUGGCAGCAUAAAAGUUUUCCCAAAAAAGAGAGUAAAGAUUAAUACAGAAUACACCUGCUGAAUCUCUGUUGGGACAGUAAUCCACACGAUUGGGCUGAUAACACUGAGGACUUGGUUUUGUGUUGAUAUCAGACGUUGCGCUCAAAGUGCUCUUGGGCCUUCAAAUAACUUGGACCCAAACCAUUUUAAGGCUUUAAAAGAGAAAGAAAGGAUAAGGAGUUCCUUUCACAUUUCAUUUUUAAUUCAUUACCUGCUUUUCCGCACUGCUGUACUCAAGGCAAUUUACAACCCAUAGAAGUGAUGAAAUAAUGUACAACAUAAAUCAGUAACAAUUCAGUCCAAUGUAAAUAAGCCCUCAUGAGUAGUGUUUUAAAUCAGGUAAUGUAAAAUUCAAUAGAUGGUGAAAUAAUAUCUACUAACAGAAUAUUGGCAAGUUAUGGUUUUGAUGCAGAGGAAGGGUGCUUUAGUCCCAGUGAAAUCGGUGGGCACAACUGAAGUCCCAUUGGUUUCAAAGGGACUAACACUGCAAUCCUGUGCAUGUUUACUCAGAAGUAAACCUUACAGUGUUCAGUUGGGCUUAUACCCGGAUAAGUGUGCAUAGCAUUGUAGCUUAAAGGAUGGCUUAAGGCUGCAAUUUGUACAUUGUACAAAUACCUCAGGUUACAGACGCUCCAGGUUGCAUGUUUUCAGGUUGCGCACCAUGCCGAACCCGUAAGUACCGGAACGGGUUACUUCCGGGUUUCAGCACAUGCGCAGAAGCGCCAAAUUACAACCUGCGCGUGCGCAGAUGUGGCGCUGCGGGUUGCAAACGUGCCUCCCACACGGAUCACGUUCGCAACCCGAGUGUCCAUGUAGUAUACACACUUCUGAGCAGACAUAUGUAGGGUUGCCCUGUAACUUUCUCUGGCUUCAACCCAAUAAUGAAACCAACUCACUCUGAAUGAUUACAAUAAACCUUUGUUAUAAACAGCAAAGAUGCAAUAUAUAGAACACCAUCGAUCUCACAAAUGUUUAACAUAGGGGCAAGGUCACAUCAAUUUACAACAUUCUAUUUAUUUAUUUAUUAAUUAUUGCAUUUAUACCCUACCUUUUUUCCAAACGGUUCAAGGUAGUAUACACUGUUCUCUUCCCAUUUUAUCCUCACAGCAAUCCUGUGAGGUAGGUUAGACAGAGAGACAGUAUCUAGCUCAAGGUCACCAAGUGAGCUUCUUAGCUGAGUGGGGAUUUGAACCCAGGUCUCCUGGGGUAACCACUGUGGUGCCUUCCAGAAGUUGUUGACUACAACUCCCAUCAGCCCCAGCCAGCAUUGCUAAUGGUCAGGGGUGAUGGGUAUCGUAGUGUGCAAGAACUGGAGGGCACCGUGUUGACUAUCCCUGCUGCCACCACUACACCACACUAGCCCUUGGUGUGGCAAACAGAAAUAGCUGGCAGAGGAAAACAGAGAAGAAAGCAAUGUGAUUGGACAACAUCCCUCAUUACUUUCCAGCCAGUCUAGAUGUCCGCGCCCAGAAAACCCAGUUGAAAGCGACAAGGAAACGAGAGGAGGCUGCCCGUUCAGCCAGAAGCCGUCCUUUGGUUGGGAAAUCUUUCUACCUGGACCUCCCCAGGGGCAAGAAUCUGGAGUUUCUGGCAGAGAGUGUGAAGCAACUGGGUGGGGUGAGUACAGUGGGGUUGUUUCUCUUACUGGUCUCCGUUAGGAAAGCCAAUGUUACAGUUCAGUCAGGCAUAAUUGUAACUAGAACCAAUUUGACAGGGAGGACUCCAUCUAGAAUGCCUCUGAGCAUAUGCAGAAUGAGUGUCCCUCAUCCGUGAGUGGACAGAGUUUGCCCAUUGCACCAGGAAGUGCAAUGUCUCCAGGGAAGCAGGUGUGGCUUCCACACAGGCAGGAGUCCCAACAUUUUUCUUUGUGCCAGUUCAGCACUGUAGCACAGUUAGAUCAGAAAUGGGUAGGUGGGGCGGUAUUUAGUGUAUUCCAGUCAUCAGUUUAAACGUGCUAGCUUACUCUUGGCUCAGUCAAGAGAUGUGCAUGGUCUUUUCAAAGUUCAGUACGAUUGGCCACCCUCUUGCAACUUAACCGCCGGGGAAACUGGGACGUACCGAGUUUUUCCUUGCAUUCUGUCAUCUUUUCCUUAAGGCGCUGCAGUUUUGGAAGCAGAAGAGGAAAGACAUUUCCGCAAAAUUGUCAACUGUUCCAAAUUACCAGUCAGAUUAAAAUAAUAAUAAUAAUGAACUGGAAGGAUUGGUUGGUUGCACUGAUUAUAGCUUGCUGAGGAAAUCCACUUGGCAUUGUGUGAAUAUUGCAUGAUGUGUGUGAACAAGACAGGCUCAGAUAAUUUCACCUGCAUACACAUGAUGUGCCUUUAAAGCACGUUUGAAGCACCUUAUUUCCCUCAAAUAAUUCUGGGUGCUGUAGUUCACCCUUCACAGAGUUCCAGUUCCAGCAACCCUUAACAAACUACAGUGCCCAGAACUCUUUGCAGGGCUUUAAAGGUAUAACGUGUAUGUAGCCUUCAUACUGUUGGUCUUCUGUCAACCUCCCCAAUUUAGGAUUGUUUGUUAGCAGGAUUGGCAGCACACACGCACCAUAGGCUUCCCCCAAAGAAUCCUGGGAAUUGUAGUUACUCCUCAUGGAGCUACAAAUUUCAUCACCCUUAACAAUCCAUCAUUUUCAGGAUUCUUCUGGGGAAAGUGCUUUGAAUGUAUGGUGUAUGUGUGCAGCUGUCGUGAUUCAUUCCAAGCAAGAAAUGUCCACCAUUAAUCAGUCAAGAUUAAUGAUCAGCUGUGAAACUGUCUUCCUGUUUGUUUCUGGCUCCAGGUUGUUGAAAGUUUUCUGAGCAAAGAAGUGACUUGCGUUGUCUCCAGUAGCCAAGAGGCCAGGCGGGAGAGGUGGAUGGAAAAGCAAAGUAGUUCUGCGUUGAAGGAUGCUCAAGCUGGAUCCCGGCCUUCAGAGCUCCAAAGGGGUCCCUCGCACAAGCCAAUAGACACUGUAAGAGAUGCGGCGGGGUGGGUUGGGGGACUAGGACUUUGGGACUAGGCGGGGUGGGUUGGGGGACUAGGAGUUUUAUGUAUUUUUUCGCAAUAGAACUCCCCACCCCCCCCACCAGUGCUCUCCUCAAAUCUGGAGAGCUGGGGGGAAACCCAGAACAAGUUUGUUUGUUAUUGUAUCUAUAUCUCAUCUUUUCUUCAAGGAACUCAGAGUUGGCAUACAGACCGCUUCCCCUUUCCCCAUAUUAUCUUCACAACAACGCUGUGAAGUACCGUAUUUUUCGUGCCAUAAGACACACCCGACCAUAAGAUGCACCUAGUUUUUAGAGGAGGAAAACAAGAAAGCAACGCAAAGCCUCUUGAGCAAAGAGGCAGGAGCGCUCCUGCUGCACUCAAGAGGCUUUGCGUGGCUAUCCCUGAAGCCAGAAGAGGAAGAAGGAUCGCUACGCACCGAUCCCUCUUGCUCUUCUGGCUUCAGCAAUAGCUGCGCAGCCUGCAUUCUCUCCAUAAGACGCGCACACAUUUCCCCUUACUUUUUAGGAGGGGAAAAGUGUGUCUUAUAGAGCAAAGAAUACGGUAGGUUAGGCUGAGUGUGACUGGUCCAUGGCUGAGUGGGGCUAAGAACCCUGAUCUUCAAUGUCCAAGUUCAACACUCUAGCACUUACAGUCAUACCUUGGAUCCCAAACGCCCUGGAACUUGGACAUUUUGGCUCCUGAACGCUACAAAGCUGGAAGCCAUUGUUCCGGUUUGCAAAUGUUCUUUUGGAACCCGAACUUCCUGCAGCCAAUCAGAAGCUGUGAUUUGGUUUUCGAAUGUUUUGGAAGUCAAAUGGACUUCCGGAAUGGAUUCUGUUCAACUUCCAAGGUAUGACUGUACACCACAGUGGUGGACAGGAAGAGAGGGAGGAGAAAUCCCAUUGCCUGGACAAAAGUCCUUGUGCUGAUGGGACAAGUGCAUUGAAUACUGCCCUAAAAAUUAACUUCCUUUUUGUGGCAUGCUAGCAGCCCCUGCGCUCAGUAUGAGAAUUACUAGGCUACUUAAAUAUCAACCUUGCCAAUGCAACCUUUUUUUUUUGUUUGCUCUGAAUUCUUAAAGAAAACCUCUGGGCUUUGAAGCAUGUUUUCAACUGACAUUUUUAAAAGAUGGAUUAGUUCAUGGGGGGGGGACUUCACUUGUUCCAUGUUUCCCAGUACCUUUUUCUUUUCUUUUUUUAAUGCUGGAGACCAAGAAUGAACGAAGGGAAGGGGUUCUCUGGCUCUGGUUCUGUUUGAGGCAGGACACUGACCCAUCUUUGGACCAAAUCAGAUGUGAUGUUAAUAGCAUGAAUGAAACAAGUGGGCAUCUUUUUGUAAACAACCACAGAUAGGCCUGCAAUGACCCAGAAGUAGAGUUAAGCCCUUUCCCUUCUGCCACGGUACCAGCAAAAAUCCCCCCCUACUUUUAUUUACAUCAGGGUGGAAGCCUAUGUUUAUCACCCAUCACUGUCGCCAAUGGGGAGAUUUUGUUCUUGAUUUUUUUUGCAGACCUGAUGUUAUUUAGGCUAUAUAGCAAAAACAGCAAAGUGCAUGCUAGUUCCAAUUUACACAAUUGUCAUGUCUAGCUCAGCCGUUUUAUCUCUCUCCACUGCCCAAAAGCAGUUUUACUUAGCAGUGCAGAGGUUCCUGCCCUCCCCCAACUUUAUUGUUUAGGCUAAAAAGAAGAAAAAUGUGCACGAGCCUCUUUAGUCCUAAUAAGCUGCAGAGGUUUUAUCAGACAGAUAAACAUUUUCUUCCAGUGUUUGGGCUAGCUAGGAAGAAUGGCUGCAGCUGCUUUUAAAAAAAGCAAUUUUUUUAUUUUAAAAAAUGUGGUCUUCCGUUGCCUUGGAUGCAAAACACCCUUCUGGUGGGACAGGGUUUCAAGCAUCAGACAGCCAAGCCUCAUUUUACCAUAAAAAAAAAAUCUCACUUCAACCAAACCAGGUUUUCGAGUGCUUACUGUCACUUACGUCUUUUCUAAGAAGGGGAGAUCUGGAUGGGCAUUCCAUUUGCUGACCUUGACAUAAGUUUUGUUUUUCUUUUUUCAUUUCUGGCCAUAGCUGCUCCUGCUCCCCGUAUGUAUGUACAUAUGUAUGUAUCUGUCCAACCGUCCCUUCCCACUUCUGAUUUUAAGAAGUCCAGCUGUGAUGCCCCCAAACCCGUUAAACUGAACUAAAAAGGUAAAGGGACCCCUGACCAUUAGGUCCAGUCAUGACUGACUCUGGGGUUGCGGUGCUCAUCUCGCUUUAUUGGCCGAGGGAGCCGGCGUACAGCUUCUGGGUCAUGUGGCCAGCAUGACUAAGCCGCUUCUGGCGAACCAGAGCAGCGCACGGAAACGCUGUUUACCUUCUCACCGGAGCGGUACCUAUUUAUCUACUUGCACUGGCGUGCUUUUGAACUGCUAGGUUGGCAGGAGCUGGGACUGAGCAACAGGAGCUCACCCCGUCGCGGGGAUUCGAACCGCCGACCUUCCGAUCGGCAAGUCCUAGGCUUUGUGGUUUAACCCACAGCGCCACCCGCAUCCCACUGUUAAACUGGACUAAGAGCGCACAAAUAAGCCUAAUGCUAAUGCCUAAUGCUUAUGAAGAAGUGAUGAAUAGAAACAGAUAAAGCCCAUUGCCAAGACCUGUGAAAUCUGAUUUCUCCAUUUGUUUUAACCUGCUCUUUCCUUUGUCCCAAUUCUUUCCCCUCCCCAUUCUUAUCCACACCCUCCCCAACUCUUUAUGCAGAACCUGAUCAGUCGUGGGAAAAAGCUCUUGCAUAAAGCCAUCAGGGGUCAGGUGAGCAACCCUACCAAUCACUUUGUUCAUCCUUGGGGUGGGGUGAUGGGUCACAGCUGUGGAUGAAACAGCAGAGUUGAAAUGCAACCAAUAGGUAACCUAGCUCAAGCCCCUGCUUACAUUUAAACUGAACAAUAAUUCGGUGAGCCGAAGCUCAGCCCAGACAAGACUAAGAUGCUGUUAGUUAGUGGGUGGUUCCUCUGACCAGAUGAGUGGAGUUCAGCCUGUUCUAAAUGAGGCUGCACCACCCCGGAAGGAUCAGGUUUGUGGCACUGAGGAUUCUCUAGGGUCCUCUUCUGUUGCUUUAUUCAUUUAUUUAUAAGCAUUUUAAAAACUGCUUAAUAUUUAAAAUCUCUUACAUAAAACAGUAUCAUAAAAAAACAGAAUUAUUUUUUUUAUGAGUCAUAGAGAACCUGGGCAAAAAUAGGUCUUUUGAAGCAACUUAUGGAUGAUGUAGAGAGGGAACAAUAUUCCAAAGGAUGGGGGCAGCAGCAGCUAAUGCCCAGUUUUAGGUGAUGGGUGCAGGGCCUCAAGUAAAAUUUCCCCAGAUGAUCCAAACGAUCUUAACAGGUCUGUACAGGGGCAGAUGGUCUUUCAGGUAACCUGGUCCCAAGAUCAUUGGGGCUUUUGUGUGACCUUGAACAUGGCUUGGUAGCUAAUCAGCCACUGCUGUAGCUCCCUCCUUACAGGUAAAGUAUCUGUGAGUCCAGGUACUCUAGUUAGCACCCUUGCUGCAACAUUCUGUACCAUCUAGUCCAGUCUCAAUGCAUGCCUCACUGUAGUCCAGUUGUGAGGUUACCAAUGCAUGAAUCACAGUGGCCAAGCUAUCCUUGUCCAGGUAAGGGUGUAACUGGCAAACCAACCUAAGUUGGUAAUAGGUGCUCCUCACCAGAAAGACUGCCUAGCCUUCCAGCGACAAAAAUGGUUCUGGAAGCACCCCCAAAGCACGUACCUGUUCCUCCAGAGGGAGUGCAAUCCUGUCCAGAACUGGUAAUCUGUUGUGCCUGGGAAUCACUUCCUUGCACAUUCGCCUCCUUACCAGAAUUCAGUCUUAGUUUCCUGGCCCUCAUCCAGCUCUCCAUUACAUCCAGGCACCGGUUCAGAACAGUCACUGCAUCUCCUGAUUCAGAUGUAAAAAAAUCUCUAAUCUAUGUGCAAUAUAAAAACAAUAUCCAUUAGAACAAAAAUACAAUAAUGUUUUUUAGGGUGCAGUCCCAUGAGUGGAAUUUCCCCAGAUCUAAGUGGUCUUAUAGGACUGCACAGGGGCAGGCAGUCUUUCAGGACACCGUGGCCAAUGGUAUCAAAAGCCCCUGAGAGAUCAAAGCAAAAGCAACAGAGUUGUACUCCCUCUGUCUCAAAACGGAGCUUUAACCCUGACUGAGACCGGUUAAUGUAAUAGACAUAGGUGGCCUCAAUGGCACAGAGUGUCUUCCCCCAGCUUUGGUUGGUGGUCCAGCUGUACCCAUACCUGGGCAGGGAUGGCCUGGCUGUGGUGAUCUAUUUCCCAGUAUCCUCUUGAUUGGAUUACUGCGAUGGACAUAGGGCUAGCUGGUGUCAAUGCAGCCACCAGAUUACCCAGGGGACUAACACUGCACUUCCUAUCUAUAGGUUUUGGGGACCAAUUCAAGGUGCUACUUUUAACCUAUAAAGAUUUAUACAGCCCAGAACCACAAUACCUGAUUGACUGCUUCUCCUGGCAAGAUUAUACCAGGACCUUAUGAGGGUCAUCUGGGGCCAUUUUCCUUGUGCCUCUUCUGAGAGAGGCUUGAAAGAUGACAAUACAGAGAGAGUUUCCCCCCCACCCCUCACCUGUGAAAUGCUCUCAAAAUGAGACUCACUUGGCACCAACACUGACAUCUUUUGGGUGCCAGGUUCAGGCUUUAAUUUUCAUCCUGGCUUUCAAUGAAAUUUCACCCAGGUGAGUCAAGGCUAGUGUUGGGUUGGGUUGCUAAUAAUACCCCCUCCCCCUUGGAAGCAGAUGUUUCCUCUCUAUCAUGUAUUUAUUAGAGUGUUUAGGUUUUAAUUGUGGUUGUUUUUAACGAUUUCGUACUUUUUCAAAUGUGAUGGUAAGUUGCCUUGUGUCGGGUGACAGACAAAACAAAUAGAUACAUUAAUAAUCUAGGUCUCCCCCAUGCAAUCCAGAGAGCAGACAUACUACAGAAAUAUGGCCACCAAGCAGGUAAGUUUCAUGUGCUGCAGGGGAGACAGAAAGCUCUCAGGGUUAUUGUCAAAGAUAAUAUAGGUGGUAUGCGCUUGUAUGCCAGACAAACACCAGUCACUAUUAAUGGUAGUCUGUUGCUCCAUGAGAAAGCUGGGGGUUGGCCUUCCUGAGACAGCAGAGUACUGGCAAGACAACCUUUGAGUCGGUGAGUUACCUUGGUCCUACACCUGUAUUCUCUCUGCCCCACCUGAUUUGUUAUAGGCGCUCUGAUUAGUAAUUGCUAUAUACAUUCUCUGUUUUUCUUUCUUUCUUUCAGGAUAGCACCUGUGGCAACAGCAUCCUUGCCACUUCGCGAUCCUGGGGGGUACAGAUUAUACACAUAGAUGGUAUCCUUUUUCUAAUCUGGAGUGGGGUGUCCAUUCAGAUGGCUUUGCAAAGAUAAAUCAUGUCUUGCAAAAGAAGCACCUAGUCUGACAGUGAAGGAAGAACUCUCCCAAAUAUUUUACCAGCGCGGCUCCUUGAUUCCCACCAGGGCUCCCUACCUAAGAGAGGCAACUUUUGUGAGCUGAGGUUUUGUGGGUUUCUUUUUGCAUCUUGAAUUAAAGGGUAUGGUUUUCCCCCUGUGUAUGUGUCCAACCUAGCAGAAAUCUUGCUACCGCCCCCACAAAAAUAAAAAUUAAAAAAUUAACAGUUCCCGGGAUUCCCUAAAAGGAUCCUGUAUGGUUGGAAUACACAAUUUGUGUGCUUCUUUCUUCCAAGCAACUUGAAAGUUUCUCCCACCCCAAGGUCCUGUUAAAUCUUAAUAUAAAAUUUCCUGACGUGCUAUAGAGGGUUAGGGUGGGUUGUCUGAUGCUGCCUUUGUACCUUUGUAACAGUCUGGGAGGCAGGUUGGGCUAAAGAAGGUGCUUGUCUGAAGGUACCAAGUGAGCUUUGUAAUUGAGCAGGGAUACAAACCUGGAUCUCACAGCUCAGUACUAGACAUCAUCCUGUAUAAUAGGUAAAUAAGAGAACAUGGGGCAGAUUCUGGAGUGCAUGGAGGGUAUACAAUGAUGAGAGACAGAGCUAGGGAUAGAUGUGUCUAUUUUAGUCUGUGUCCAUUUUGCAUACAUUCAGGCAUAAAUCCUUUCGAUUCUGUUUUUUGCAUGAAUCAGCAAACCUUUUUUUAAUCUUCAUGAAAACGUGUAUUUAUAUUUUAUCUCGAUAGAGCUAAACCUAAAAGGGACGCGUGUGGCGCUGUGGGUUAAACCACAGAGCCUUGGCCUUGCUGAUCAGAAGGUUGGUGGUUUGAAUCCCUGCGAUGGGGUGAGCUCCCGUUGCUCGGUCCCUGCUCCUGCCAACCUAGCAGUUUGAAAGCAUGUCAAAAGUGCAAGUAGAUAAAUAGGUACUGCUCCGGCGGGAAGGUAAAUGGCGUUUCCGUGCACUGCUCUGGUUCGCCAGAAGCGGCUUAGUCAUGCUGGCUGCAUGACCCGGAAGCUGUACGCUGGCUCCCUUGGCCAGUAAAGCGAGAUGAGCACCGCAACCCCAGAGUCGGCCACGACUGGGCCUAAUGGUCAGGGGUCCUUUACCUAUCUAAACCUAUUUUAUCCUAAAAUAUGGGUUGCAACGCUAAAGGAUUUGAAUUCUACUUUCAACUUACCGUACUUUGAGGUUUAGGGUAGGGAUUUUAGCUCUGGCAGAAAGUGUGCUUAGCACACAGAAGAUUCCAGGUUCAAUCUCUGGUUUAAAGGAUCAGGGAUCUGGUGAUGGGCAAGUUCUCUGUGUUGGACCCCAUAAAGCUACUGCCAGCCAGAGUAAACUACUUGGCUAGGUGGGCCAAUAUAAGGCAUUUUCCUGUGCUACAUAUAGGCUCUAUUUAGAUGCAGACCAAUAUGCUCCAGUUAUUAGAGCAACUAGUUAAGAGUGCAUGCUUGCUCAGAAAAUGAUGGAUUUCAAAAUGGGAAACCUGAUGUAAAUCAAUGAUUUAAAUUGGUCUUUUUCCCAGAGUGAUUUAAAUCACCUUGAUUUCAAUCGAUAACACCGCAUUAUAGAGGCAAACCUCUUUUCUGCAUGAAAUAGCGCAAUGCUUUUUCCUUGCCGGAAGGUGGCAGGCCAGAGCAAUGGAUGGAAGAGCUUUUCAUUGGUAUGGGGUGGUUGCCGGGGAGAUUUUCCCUCACUCUCUUCUGCAUGGGUCUUGAUUAGGAUUGCUGACAGUCUUACUAGCUCUGACUCCCGUGGCUCAGCAGAUUGAUCAACAGACAUUCUUCUCCACUGAAAUGCCUCAUUUGCUGAGUUGUAUUUUUGUGAGUCAGUCUGCUGCUAUAUGCACCGGGGUGGGCCUCUUUUCUGUCAAUUGGCAACCAUAGCCUUAAUUGGACCAAAAGACUGAUGUAGUUCCAGCCUCUUCCUUACCAGGGAGGCUGGAAUGACAUAAGCAAGUGCUACCAGGUAAUUUAUGUGAUUCGCUAUACAAAAAGCUUUGCUUCUGUACAAUGUGUGCAUUUUUUUUUUAAUGCACAUGUUCUGUCUUGCUCAUUCAGUUUCAGAAUUGUUAAACAUAUUUAGCAGGUGUCCUGCAGGAUAAACCUGUUGAGAUGUUGCAGAGUUCUUUGUGGCAUCAGUACUGCUUCAGCAGCGAGCAUAUGAAAAAGCUGGGGUGGGAGAAAAGAAGGCUUGUUCCUCAACCUGAGCGCUUGUUGGUUCAUGCAAACAUUAGACAAACAUUACCUUAAUUGUGGGGCCCCAUCUCUCCUUUAUGCCUCAUUCUAAUCCCUCUGUCAAUUAGUUUCUGACACAGCUUACUUAAAUUGUCGGCUGAUCAACCCUGUUCCUGUGCUUGAUCUGCAGAAAUCAGUAGGUAAAUUUUAAGUUAGCUUUUUCCACGGUGUGAAGAUAAGUGUGAUCACUUGCUACUGUCUGCUGAUCAGGCUGCUGUUCAGGGCACAGCUGCAGCAGCUGCUUAAAAGUUGGUGACCUAACAAGUGCUCAAAGUUGGUUUGAUAACUGGGUGUGGCCUCUUUCCCCCUCCUUCUCUCUUCUCCCCCAUCCAAGUGUUGAAACUGUGAGGUUGUGUCCACACUCCCAUUUAUUCCACAUGCAGUACUAGCCCACCACUGGCUUGAGAAGCAGUGUACAAAUGAUUUUAGCUAUAAUCAAUAGCUCCCUGUUGUUGCUUUUGAAACACAAUGUGUUGAUGCGUUCUUUCCCAACCCAGAUAUGAUCUGAAUUGAGAAACGCCUUCCUGAGUUUUAAGCCAGCAAUGUAUAUACUGCCAGAGUUAGGUUGUGCUCCUGUUCCUCUACUCUUAUCUUUUUCUAGGGGGUAGAAUACAAUGUUGUUCUCCUUAAUGGCCCUUCCUCCUCAGAAAUGCUGUCCUACAUACGAUUGUUGUCUAAGAAGCACCCUUCCACGGCAAAGGUUGGUAAUGUUAAGAGGUACAUUUUUGUGUAGCUUUUAUGAUUUCAGGAUCGUAACAGGCCCGGGAAAUACCAUGCUUAAAAGGUAAAGGGACCCCUGACCAUUAGGUCCAGCCGUGACCGACUCUGGGGUUGCGGCGCUCAUCUCGCUUUAUUGGCUGAGGGAGCCGGCGUACAGCUUCCAGGUCAUGUGGCCAGCAUGACUAAGCCACUUCUGGCGAACCAGAGCAGUGCACGGAAACGCCGUUUACCUUCCCGCCGGAGUGGUACCUAUUUAUCUACUUGCACUUUGACGUGCUUUCGAACUGCUAGGUUGGCAGGAGCAGGGACCGAGCAACGGGAGCUCACCCCGUCAUGGGGAUUUGAACCGCCGACCUUCUGAUUGGCAAGUCCUAGGCUUUGUGGUUUAACCCACAGUGCCACCCACAUCCCUCAGGAUCGUAACAGGCCCAGGAAAUGCCAUGAUUAUGAUGUGGUAAAUCCUGCCCUACAGCAGGAAGGGCAGGAUAAAUCAUGGCCUUUCUUUCUGUGGCUGAUUGACACCAUUUGUCUGGAAGGUUAGGUACCCGCACGACUGAAAUGAUUGUGGCCCUAUUGGCUUCCCACAAACGGACUCUGUUUUUGUCGCACCCCAGAGCAGGAGAGAUUUAGCUAGAAGACUUUUGAGGCUGUUUUCCAGGCAUUUGCCAAUUCUUAGGAGAUCGUUUCAUAUUAUGCAAACAGGUUCUCAAAAGCACAAUGUAACUGUGGGGUAGAAGACUGCGAAUUUGAACCUGGGUUUGGGGAGACUACAGAGGUCCGCCUCUUCCAGGGGUUGUGGUUUCUAGUUCUAGAGCACACCAGCAUAACCCACUUUCAUAUGCUCUGGUGUUACAUAAACUGCCAUGUGAACAAGCAUGUUCCCUGACCAUUGUCACUGGGAGAAUGGGUGGGACACCAUCUGCUACAUGCACUGGCGGUCAGUGCUGCUGGGACCAGCUGCCAGAAACCUUGAAGACCUGCUGCCGUGUGCAUUUAGGGUUUUUUUUUUGCCUGCCUCUGUCAGCCUUUUUAAUGCUUGCUGCAGAUUCAUUGUCCUGACAUCUCUUCCUGUGUAUUUCCCCUGGGUUAGGUGAAGUUGGUUGCUUCUGGGUUCCAGCCUUCGGAAGGUAAGCAUGGAGGUUUCAGUGUUGCUGGAGGCCAGGGGGCGCCCUGUGUUGUCACCUGCUGCCUCCCAUCGCCUUGCAUAAACUCCAAAAUUCAUAUUGCGGUUUGGUGAUGUACACUCUGUGCUUAAAUGAGACGGGGAGAGAAAGCCAGAGAGGUUUGCUACAAGAAAACGUAUAUAAAUCACUUCAUGCAAAAUAAAGAGACUUGAGUCAGUUCCAAUUCUGAACACUUAAAAAAACAGAACUCUGAAUUGGAGGGAGAAAAUUUGGCUGCAGACAAGAAACAGGAAGAAAAGUUGCAGAUCUGUGAGUAGGAAACAGCAUUGUCCAGAUCAGUUAAAGUCCCAUCACUUCAUCUUGCUUUUCCAAACAAGUGUUGCAUGUUUCCAAGCCUAGCAACAAUAAAGAGCUAGGACCUUACACUGGGUUGUGCUAACUCUGAAGUUUUCAACCUUUUUGAGUCCGCGGCUCCCUUGACCAACCAAUUAUUUAUGUGGCACCCCUGUGGGUCUCAGGAGCCCAGUUAUGUCACCUCUUCCCUGCAGAGCUUGGCAGCCUCUCACUCUUUAUCGAACACCCUUCCUUGUGGGGCGUUUCCUCAGCCUCCUCUCCCCUCUCCUUGGGAGUCCUCUGGGCAGUCACUGCUGCUGCCCGUGGUCUCUGAGCUGCCCGCCCUGCCCCAGAGAGAGGUGCCUUCUCACACUGCCCCACAGGGGCCUGGGACUUGUCUGUCCAUUCCCAAUAGCAGGGACUGGCUGGCUGGGCUGCCUUGCCUGCUUGCUUGCUUACUCUGAGGCCACUUCAGCUUCUGGCAACCGGCACCCCCUGACCAGCCCCAGAGGCACCAUUUGCCUGCGAAGCUUGUAGCCAGGUCUGCUGUAACAAACAACUGUGCUAGCCUUUGGGAGGCAGAGAUGCAAGAGGGCAUCAGAGAUGGGAGGGAAAGAAAGAGGGACAGAGGUCAGUGUUGCCCGCAGCACCCCUGACCAUCAUUCAAGGCACCCCAGGGUGCCACGGAACACUGGUUGAAAACCACUGUGCUAACUUAUUUAUUUUUCUUGUGUACAUUUUAGCAUAUGCUUUGUAUGCCAUGGUGAUGUUGUUGUUGUUAUUAUCUAUCCACCCUUCACUCUUAAGGUCCCAGGAUGGUUACAACAAUUAAAACACAAUACUAAAAACAAUUUAAAACAAUUUCCAAUCACAAGCAUAAAAUGAGUCCCAAAAAUAUACAGCUUACUGUACAUUAUUUGCUCUCUCUGUCGCCUCUUCCCCCCCCUUCCAGGGAAAUCUCCAGUGUUCCCUUGGUAUUUAAAAUUGCUGAUGGGCUUCCUUUGUGCCGGCGACAAGGUCCAGCCACAUCUCCUGUUCCCUGGAGAUGUACUAUUGUGACUGCCAGUUCUGGACUGUCUCCCACUUGCUAACAAUGCAGCAUUGGCAUGGUGCUGGCACGGUGCCUGCCCAUGAGGCAGGCUGUUGUUUUAAUAUAAUAAUCACCUUGUUACACAGUGUUUAAGUAACAGUCACCUGCAACAGCUUGCUCAGCUGUUUCCCCCCAGAGCUGGCUGCUUAACUGCAAUCCUCCUCCCCCCCCCCCCGACUUCCUCAAAUCUGUAAUGACUUGAUGCUUAGCUUUUUAAAGAGAGGUGUCCGGGCUACCUAGCUUCCUGUGACCUUUCCACUAAUCCAAAGUCUGGGAUGCUGGUGGCUGUAUCUAUCUUUCCUCUGAUAUUUUAAUAACGAGAGCUGCCAACAGUUGCUUUUCUUCUUCUCAUGUUUCUUUCUUAGUGGUAAGGCUGAAAGCUCCAUUCCUGAAAAUUGAAGAUGAGAGCAGGUAAGAGUCACGGAGAGUCACGGGACUCUCCCCUGCCUAUUAAUUUCUCAAAGACUGGAAGCUUGGUGUCACCUGGCUCUGUCGAAGCAGUCCAGUUCCCCUUCCCUGGCCUCUGAUGUAGAAACUCUUCAAUCUUUCCCACAUAAUGCAGGGUACGGGUUUCUCUGGUAAACCCAUUGAGAGGUCCGUGGGAAUAAAAUGGGUAAUGAUGUCUCCCAUCUUGGCAUGAUUCCCAGCUAUCCCUCCAUGAAGAUCCUGUAGGUGGCUCUCUGUACAAGCUGCCUUCCCAAGGGCCAUUCUUGUUCAUUCCCAAGUACUUACUGAGAGUUUUUUCGCUCUGUCUAGGCAACUCAGGCCAUUCUUUCAACAAUUCAAGAAUUUCCCCCAACUGUAUUUCCGGCCGCUGAGAAGACAUAGCCCAUUUCAACCCCCACGAACCUCUUCCAGCUCAAAGUAAGUGUUUGUGGGGGAUGGGUGGGUAAGGUAGCUAAUGGCGUAGGAGGAAAACUUAGGAAGCUCUUCUAAUAAAUAUACAGUGGUACCUCGGUUUACGUAUGCUUUAGGUUACACACUCCGCUAACCCAGAAAUAGUGCUUCAGGUUAAGAACUUUGCUUCAGGGGGGCCACUAGGGGGCGCAUUGGAAGAUGGCCGACAAUACCAUCUCUCCCACCCACACGGGGUAAUAUGGGUGUUAUGGGAGUAGGCAGCCUCCCUUGUUGCCCCAAGGAAAUGGGGAACACUACCCUUGCCUGCUGUGCCCAUAAAUCACCCCCUAAUUCGAAAGAAGGGGGUGAGGGCCCUAGGCAGAAUGCCCCCAUGUGGACCUCGGCUCUCCUGGACGCUGUCUCUGAUCACACACUAGUUGCAGCAAUUUGGAAUAAUUAAUUACAAAAGAAGCAAAUGCACAUAUUUCAAGUGAAGAAGGGGAGUGAAGUCUGCUAAUUUAAGUGACCUCUGCGAAAGAAGACAACGGGCUGGAGAAACAGGAAUAUUUUACAAUGAAGAUACACCAAAGGCGGGGUAUGUUGACAACGGGGCUGAAUGGGGGACGGGACCUUUUUGACUUUCCUUCUAUGUGAUUUACAAGAACCCCUCCUCAUUAGAACCGUCGGUUGAACUGACCCAAGCAGGAUGAUUAAGGUCUGUGUGGAGAUAAACUUUAACCAAAAGUAUGCUUUAUGGAGACCGAGAAGCAAUAAGAGCUUUUGGGAAUGGCACAGCAAUUAAUAAGAGUCGCCAUCUUGCCAAAGGAUUUAUAGCCGGGAGGAAGAACAGAUUUGUUUUCAGACUGCAUUCCUAGUGAAUCUCCUCAGAGGUUUUGAGAAAGGAGGCAGAUUGGUGAAGAUUAAUGAUGCUAAGACUGUUUUGAUGUAUGGAAGUGAUGUUAUAUGGAAAACGUCUGGAUAUGGCUACUGGAUAAAAGAAAUAAUAUCCACGCAGGAUUACAAACUGUUCUAACCAGCUUGCGGAGACUAUCAGAGGUCACAAAGAGAAAGGAAAAAUAUAUGAAAAUAACAACAAGAGAUGUGGAAAAAUAAUAAGAAAGGACUGGAUAGUACUGUGAACAUCAUAAGGUUAGAUUUGUGGACAUUAAAACAGCAGUAAGAAGCAAGAAGUUGAUUGGAUCCCUUCGGAACUUGAAAUAUGGGUACCCCCAACAAAAAUUUAAAAUUCGGCUGUGUAAUUCGGAAUUUAUGUAAUUUGAUUUGAUUUGAUGUGAUUGGUCGGUUAAUAAAAAAUUAUUCUUAAAAAAAAAAGAACUUUGCUUCAGGAUAAGAACAGAAAUCGGGCUUCGGUGGCGCAGCAGCAGCAGGAGGCCCCCAUUAGCUAAAGUGGUGCUUCAGGUUAAGAACAGUUUCAGGUUAAGAACGGACCUCCGGAACGAAUUAAGUACUUAACCAGAGGUACCACUGUACAGGACAAAUCAAAUCUGCCUGUGUGGUGGGGAAACCAGGUAAAUAAACUGGAAUCCUGCCCAUAGCACCAGCUAUUUUUGCCUCAGGUGUAGAAAGGGAAGCCACAAAAAUAUUGUUGGGCAGGCCUGAAGUUCAGAAAACAAAGGUAGUCCUGGAUGGGACCCCCAAGUGCUGAGGAGAUUAUAAAAGUUUUAAAUUGUGUCGCCAAAUCUGAAGGCGGAGGGAACAAAGUAGGACACUGGGUUUGUGCAGCAGGGGAAUGGAAUGUCCUGAAUACGUUUGUUUUGUCCUUUCUGCAGAGCACCUGAAAGCAAACGGUCACCCAAUGAACUCUUCCCUCCUUCGGCCUGCUGUAUCAUGCCCAAACCACAGAAAGGCUACUGUGAAUGUUGUGAAGAAGUCUUUGCAGAGUUGCAGAUGGUAAGAAAGUCCCUUACCCCAGACCUGGGCUUCCUCUGAAGGAGAACAAGUCCACUUAUACCAGUGUCUGCCCAGUCCUGGGACAACUACCUACAUUCUGAACUGCAUAUACUAAAGCUACAGCAGGCUUUGCAGCUUCGGCCUUGGAAGACAUAACCUCUGCUCCAUUGUAGUACUAGGUCUAAGCUAGGCAGGGUACUAAAGCCUUUUCCUAUACCAAUUUAUAUCAUGUUCAGCCUAGUGCUGUGCUGAAAAUGUUCCCUGCUCUUUUUGUAAACCUAUUUGCAGGCCAUGGCAGCAUUUGGGUGAUUUAUGCAAUUUUGGGAGGAGGCAUGAGGGGAAUAUUAAAUUUUCAGUGGUGAAGAGCUUUACCAGAAGAAUGGAUUUACCCCCAAAAUCCUCAAAACAGCUGGUGGCCACAUCUGCCCUGCAGUGACACCUCUGAGUGGCCUUGCAUCACAGCAUAGUGUUGUUCCAGGUGAAUUGUACAGUGGUACCUUGGGUUAAGAACUUAAUUCGUUCUAGAGGUCCUUUCUUAACCUGAAACUGUUCUUAACCUGAGGUACCACUUUAGCUAAUGGGGCCUCCCGCUGCCACCACGUCGCCACGCAAUUUCUGUUCUCAUCUCAAGGUAUUAUUUUUGGGUUAGUGGAGUCUGUAACCUGAAGUGUCUGUAACCUGAAGCAUCUGCAACCCGAGGUACCACUGUAUAUGGAGGUGGGCCGAAAUAGAAUUCCAUUUUUAUAAAGGAAAUAGAAAGCCUUUGUUGCUUGUGCCAUUUUUCAGGUAAAGCUCUUUGCCACUCCAAAAAAUUUCACAAUUUCCCCCCAUCCCUUUACACACACACGUGACCACUUUGAAGAUCUGCAAAAGGUUCCCAUUGGAAUUUCAGACCCAGCUCUCAUUCAGCCAACUGUCUGGCUUUGGAGACACCAGCACCAUUAGCCAUGUACUAACAGGCUCAUCUUUGCAGCAUAAGGGAUAAAUCUGCUUGUGUUUUUAAAGAAGCUGAGCUUUUCAGGAAGAUACGUUCUGUGAUAGUGUUGCAUUCUGUGCUCUUACAGAAUCCCAGCAUAUGCACAGCUCUGGGUACUAAUGUCUCUCAGGCCUGGUAGUGCAGAUGUCACUGAAGAAUAAAUGCAUUCAGUGCUGAAUAGACUGGGAGGAGGGACAAGUCCUCAUGCCUCUGUUUAUCCCUCCUGAGAAUUAAAAGUCUGGUAACUUCCUUGGAGACCAGUGGUUUUCUGUUGUGCAGAAUGCAAACCCCCAAAUUGGUCCAGUUUCUUAAAUAUUGGCACAAACAUAUUCAGUUGGGCACUGAUUUAGUAUUACUCCCUCUCCCCUGGCAGUUCUAUUCUUUUCUUUGGUGGGUAAGCUCCUGAGGUCGUAUCAGUCUUCCCAGCUCCUAAACAAGGCAAUUCCUCACUGAUCUAUUUUGUCUGGAUGCUUAAAUAAAGAGGUUUGCUGGUACAGAAUCUUUCAUUUCCUUCCCAUCUUCAGACCUCCCCCAUUGCCUCUGAUGCAGCCGUUUUGCCUUUUGCAGCACCUUCAAAGUCAACGGCAUAAAGAAUUUGCGCUGGAUCCGUCCCACUACACUCUCGUGGACAGCAUCCUCUCUCAACUGACCAACGACUUCGUGGUUUCUUCCUCCUCUCCACCACUGAGGUGAAAGUUUAACUCAUGGGUUUUGGAGGGGGUGAAGAGUUAUAAGUAUCCAGCUCUUUUUGAAGGACUCAGGAAUCACUGCAUAAAUCUGAUGAGUAUUGUGGCUAUAUUCAGGGAUUCUGAUCUACAGUUGUAGAAACUGACUUGGCAGGACGUUCAGGAUGGACAGAAGGAAGCACUUCUUCAUGCAGCAUAAUCCUGGAUUGCCAGUAGUACAUGUAAAAGGGAUUUACAGGUCUUACUAGACCACAAGUUUAACAUGAAUCAACAGUGUGAUGCAGCAGCCAAAAAUACUAAUCAAGGGGAGUAAUAGUCUUGCUCUAUUCUGUCUUGGUCAGACCACACCUAGAGCCUUUUGCGGGAUGGUUUAGGAAAUUGGGUAUGUUAAGCCUGGUAAAGAGGAGACAGAAAGGAGAUAUGAUAGCCAUCUUCAAGUAUCUCAAGGGCUGUCACAUGGAAGGAGAUUCUGACUAAACAUCAGGAAGAACUUUCUGACAGUAAGAGCUGUUCAACAAUGGAACAGACUCCUUCGGAAAAUGGAGGGCUCUUAAGCAGAGGCUGGAUGGCCAUUUGUCAUGGAUGCUUUAAUUGAGAUUUCUGUAUUGCAGGGGGUUGGACUAAAUGACACUUGGGGUCCCUUCCAGUUCUUUAAUUCUAUUAUUCCCUUCAUUGCUUGUGACAAAAGUUUGUCUAGGUGGCUGAAAAAUAUAGAAGAAUAUCUGUCUUAUGGUCAUGCUUCUGACUGAAGAAUAAAACCCACGGUGGGGCCAUUUUAUUUUGUUUAGUCUCUCUAAAGCAGUCCAAUGGCAUUGUUCUUUGUGUAAUAUGAUAAAAUUAAAACUUCCAGUAGAAGAACUGAACAGAAGCAGAUAAUUGGUUUGGGAACACUAAAAUAAUGAUUUAUUUUUUAAAAGGUACAAAAAAUAUUGACACCUGGGGCCCAAAUGUGCUAUAUUUAUAUCAUUUGCUAUCUUUAUAUUCUCUUCCUCUUAGGAUGCCUCCCAGUGCCUGUAGUGGUGACUAUUCUGAAUUUCGUUUGGAGGACUAUUGCAUGUUUGCUGGAGGACAGACUGUCAACCCAGAGGCUUCAGCUCACUUGCUCCAGGACCAAGACUUUCUCCAUCUUGCAGAGCUACCCCUAGAGAUGCUCCUCACCCCAGUGCCAUUUGGAUCCCUGGGGUCAGCAUCCGAGCAUCACAAAGCGGGCAGACUGGUUGCCAGUACUUGCUCAGAGGCUGCAGCCUCCGCUGAGGCCGACCACGGUGCCGUCCCCCCAGAGAGGGGGCUCUUAGUUCAGCCUGCUGCGCUGUCUCGGAAACGCAAGCUCUCCGGCAGCCUGCACGGGCAGGCAAGAAAGAAGCGAGCCUUAUCCAAGCAGCCCUCAAACGACAGGUUGCCGGAUGAGAAGUUGCUGCUCCCUGGGAACCAGCAGGCUGGCACGACAGGAUGCCCUCCGAAUCAGAUGGCUUCCAGACCCCUCAGCUUCUCUGCGGUACCAUUCAGCAACCUUGGCCCCUCACACUUAACUUGGGACAGUCUGUCUUCUGAGCCUCUUGCUAUAGACACCGGCUGCCUCCAAGACGCAGUGCGACAGCGGGGCCAGGGCGAGGUGGCUGCUCUUUCUCCCUAUCAAGGGAAGAACGCAUGCAUUUCUUGGGACUUUCCCAGCCCUAGUAUUGAAUCAAGAAGCAUGUCUGGCUUCCCCAUGGGCAAGCACAUAGCCCCCACGCUGCUGGGCUCUGUGGACCAGCACUGCUUGUCUUUCAUGGAUAUAUCUGAACUAGCUUGGUGUGUUACCUCAGCAACUGGGCCUAGGCCCUAGCCAUGGCCUCUCUGCUCCUCUCUGCCCACUGACUAGUCUUUCUCCUGAGGCAAAGAGCCCUCCUUCCAUGUCAGAAUGGGAUAAACUGCCUUCCAUUUCCCCUUCAAGAGCUUGAUGGAUGCUGCACUGCUAGGGACCUGCGUCAGCCUGUGUGAGGCAGCAACUAUGAAUCCCAUCUCUGUUCUGCGCUCCUACAGAAAACAGCCAAUCUCAGGCUGCAAGGAGGACUAGGGUUACAGGAACAGCCGUGUGGAGAUGGAGGGGACUCAACUGCAGUUGGAGCUUGUGUGGAAAACUGGAUAAGCUAGGCUUCACUUCCAGAGGCCUGCUUCCUCUGCUCUGCAUCCUCCUCCAUCUCUGUUUCCUAUGCCCUCUCUUUGCUCUGCCUCUUUCCAUCUCUGAGCUUCUUUCUCCUUCACUCCUCUUGCAGGUGGGCUACCGCCAAGUCUUCCUUUCUCUUCCAGUAUCCUACGGAGUCAGGAUUCAUAACUGCAUCCUUACAAGUGCUCUUUGAUUUGCGUGCUUCUUAAUGUGGCUUUUUUUCUGCUCUGCACCCCCUUUGAACCGA